Fomitiporia mediterranea MF3/22 is the source of this 1871-nucleotide messenger RNA. RefSeq lists its product as uncharacterized. Bases 351 to 1325 code for a protein of 324 amino acids. Gene Ontology annotation, biological process: negative regulation of mitotic cell cycle; negative regulation of cell population proliferation. Lineage: Eukaryota; Fungi; Basidiomycota; Agaricomycetes; Hymenochaetales; Hymenochaetaceae. The transcript has 3 exons. The record is from RefSeq and is a predicted model, not a curated record. Gene Ontology annotation, cellular component: nucleus; cytoplasm.
UCUCCUGCCUCGUUCUCGUUCCAGUUCACUCUGUCUCUCGCUGUUCUUUUUUUUUCGCCUUUGCACUACUAAUCCGCCGCCGUCGUACCGGUCUAAUAUUGUUGUAUUGCAUUCGCCGCUCUACGCCUUCUACGCCUCUGCUGAGGAGAGCCUUCCUUAUUCGAACCAUCGCAGGUCGAUCGACACGUCUUAUCCCCUUUGCUGUUUGCAUCCGCACUUCUCCAUCCUCUCUCACUUCCUCCUCCUCUUAAACGCCCCUCACAUCGCUAUCCUCUUUACUCCUACCUCUACUCCGCACACACACAAACAUCCACAUUCGACCUUCGCUUUCAUCUUCCACCACAUCCACCAUGGCCGCACUCUCCGCCUCCGCCACCAGCCUCGCAGUUGCUGUUGCACACGCCGUCACAUUCCUCACCCGCCCGCUCGCCACUCGCCUCGCCGCCAGCACGUUCAACGCACUUCAGACCGCACUCGAGGCGAACCUCGCUGCUGCUUUCGCUGCCACUUGGGCACCUCACGAUCCCACACGUGGAUCUGGUCGCCGCGUCCUCAGCUUUGCGCCUGGCGCUCUCCCGCCUCGCCCAGUCUACAAGGCCUGUGUUGCUGCAGGCGUCGACUGGUCAAUGUGGGGCCCGCUUCUCGGCGAUAAGGAGUUCGAUCUCGCUGUGGACCCGGGCUGUGUGUCCGUCAGGAUCUCCAACAUGUGGGCGCCGCCGACUUGCUGCACCAUCUGGCCUGAGGAGCAACAACAGCAAAGCGACUUCGUGCAGACUCAGCGCAGUCGCGGUGUCCUUACGCCGCAGCCUCAGAAGACGCUUGCGCAGCGCCUGAUCGAAGACGACGCCGCAGAUGAAGAAGUCCUCUUUUCACUGCUUGCUGCCGAGAUGCGUGAGCCUGCAUGGAAGUCGCCUGUCACUGACGCUUUCCCUGCGCCUUCGUUCGGUGCAAUCGGUGCUGCUUCUGCUCUUGCCAAUCCCGCCGCGUCUUUCUUGGGCCACUCGCGCUCUUCGUCGCGUUCCUCUGUGAAUUCCGCCAGCACCUCGAGCUCCUUUGUUUCUGAUGACGCGCUGUCCUCCUGCGGCUCACUCUCAUCCGUCUCCACGGGCGCAUCCUCUUCUGCAUAUUCGGAUGCAGGCUCGAUCGGCAAGAAGUCCGGACAUGGUCGCAGCCGUUCCACGCGUGUCUUCAUUGACAUGAGCCGCAAUGAGGUGACGCCGUACGACGGCGGGAAGACAACCGUCCUCACAGGUGGCGUUAUGCUCGGUGCUCCGCCCGCGCGCAACACUUUCGCUGGUUCUCGCAACAAGCUUCCGCGUUUCUGAGUCCUGUCAUGAACCAUGUGGUUGACACACUUUGCAACUUGCAUUCGGUUUCUAUUCUUCAUUCAGUCACUUUUACACAUCUUUUUCAUCAUUUCAUGAAAAGCAUUGGCAUUCAGUUAGAACCCCCUACGACGGCUCUCUUUCACUAUUUUAAUUGUUCUUUCACGACAGGUUUGACACUCGACGACGUGCAACGACGUACACCAUUUUUUUGCAUCACUGGCAUUUCUACCUACUAGCAUUUGCGCUCGAAUUCUGCAUCCCCCACAUAUACUUAAUUGCUUGACCAUUUCUUUAUUUUUCUUCGAGUACAACGAGACGCUGUUGCGUCUCCUUUCUUGCUUGGUCUCUCAAUCUCAAAUUUUCUUUCCGAAUCCAACGUCCUACGAACUCCCCAAUGACACACACCGAUUGUGUAUUAUCGCUUGCUUGCUUGCAUUUUUUCCUUUUUCUUUCAACAAGUUUGAACGCCCGACCCAAUUUUCAAUCUUCAUUCCAACUACCUCUAGCAAUCAUUUAUCGUCAUUUUAUGUGUUUAAAGACCCA